Molecule: messenger RNA, 12469 nt
Organism: Myotis myotis
Lineage: Eukaryota; Metazoa; Chordata; Mammalia; Chiroptera; Vespertilionidae
Gene: MYO15A
Product: myosin XVA
Exons: 66
Coding region: 155-10684 (3509 amino acids)
Cellular component (GO): myosin complex; cytoskeleton
Molecular function (GO): protein binding; cytoskeletal motor activity; ATP binding
Source: RefSeq, a predicted model, not a curated record
GCCUCCUGGGAACUGUCCCUCCCAGGCCACCAGGCCAGUCCGAGGUGCAGCGCCCAGGCCGCUCUGCAGCCGCGGCGGGAGGCCCAGCAGGACCCCGUCUCCAAGCCCCUGAACUUGGACACCGGCCCCGGCUGGUGGGGAGCAGGCCGCCACCAUGGCCGACGAGGAGAAGAAAGCCAAGAAGAAGAAGAAGAAGGGGCAGGAGCCGGAGAAGCCCAAACGGAGCCUGAAGGGGACCUCCCGGCUGUUCAUGGGCUUCCGUGACCGCACGCCCAAGAUCUCCAAGAAGGGCCAGUUCCGCAGCGCGUCCGCCUUCUUCUGGGGCCUGCACACCGGCCCGCAGAAGACCAAGCGCAAGAGGAAGGCGCGCACGGUGCUGCAGUCCACGUCCAAGCUCAUGACGCAGAUGCGCAUGGGCAAGAAGAAGCGCGCCAUGCGGGGCAAGAAGCCGUCCUUCAUGGUCAUCCGCUUCCCCGGCCGCCGGGGCUACGGUCGCCUCCGGCCCCGGGCGCAGUCGCUCAGCAAGGCCUCCACGGCCAUCAACUGGCUCACCAAGCGGUUCCUCAUCAAGAAGGCCGAGGAGUCGGGCAGCGAGCAGGCCGCGGUGGACGCCUGGCUGAGCCGCUCGGGCUCCCACGUGGGCUCCCGCAAGCUGCCCUUCCCCUCGGGCGCCGAGAUCCUGCGGCCGGGGGGCCGCCUGCGGAGGUUCCCGCGCAGCCGCAGCAUCUACGCGUCGGGGGACCCCGUGGGCUUCCUGCCCUUCGAGGACGAGGCCCCGUUCCGGCACGCGGGCUCCCGCAGGUCGCUGUACGGGCUGGAGGGCUUCCAGGACCUGGGCGAGUACUACGACUACCACCGCGAGGGCGACGCCUACUACGACCAGCGGUCGCUCUCCCAGUACGAGGAGCAGGACCCGGGCCUGGCCGCCUACGGUCCCUACAGCCCCGCCUGGCCGCCGUAUGGAGACCACGCGCCCGGGUACCCGCCCGAGGACCCCUACGACCACUACCCCCUGGACUACUACGGCGGCCCCUACUACCCCACGUCUGCCUACGGCUACAGUUACGGCUACGAGGAUCACGAGCCCCCCUACGCGCCCCCAGGGGGGUACGCGUCUCCCUACAGCUACUACGACAGCGAGCCGUACCCGCAGGGCUACUACCUGGACCCCUUUGCCCCUUUCGAUGCGCCAUACCUGCCCUAUGACCUCCCGUACGAUGUCCCCUCCUGGGAGCCCUACGGGGUGCCCUAUGAGGCCCCCUAUGGCCUCCCCUACGCCGAAGGCAUCUAUGGUGGCGGGGACCAGGCCAUAUACCCCCCCGAAGUGCCCUAUCUGUAUCCGGAGGAGCCGGCCUUUGCAUACCCGUGGGUGCCACCACCCAUCAUGUCACCCCACAACCCCUACGCCCACCCCAUGGAUGACAUCGCGGAGCUGGAGGAGCCGGAGGAGGCGGCCGGGGAGCGGCAGGGCACCUCCUUCCGCCUGCCCAGCUCCAGCUUCUUUGAACAGCAAGGCAUGGACAAGCCCGCCAGGUCCAAGCUCUCCCUCAUCCGCAGGUUCCGCCUCUUCCCGCGGCCCCAGGUGAAGCUGUUCGGGAAGGAGAAGCUGGAGGUGCCCCUGCCCCCCUCCUUGGACAUUCCCCUACCCUUGGGGGAGGAGGAGGAGGAGGACGAAGAAGAGGUGCCCCCGGUGCGCACCGGGCCCUACACCCACCCCUUCUGGGGCUUCCUCACGCCGCGCCAACGCAACCUGCAGCGGGCCCUGUCGGCCUUCGGCGCCCACCGUGCCCACCGCGGCCUGGGCUUCGGCCCCGAGCUCGGGCCCCCGCGCCCGGCCACCUCGCUGGCGCGCUUCCUCAAGAAGACGCUGUCGGAGAAGAAGCCGGUCCCGCGGCUCGGCGGCAGCCAGAAGGCCCGGCGCGGCGGCCCGGCCGUCCGGGAGGCGGCCUACAAGCGCUUCGGCUACAAGCUGGCGGGCAUGGACCCCGACCGGCCCAACACGCCCAUCAUGCUGCGCCGGACGCAGGCCCGCGCGCGCCCCCCCAGCGCCCCGCCCCGCGCCCCGCCCGCGCCCGCGCCCGCGCCCGCCCACUGGAGCGCGCUGCUCGCCCCGCCCGCGCCCCGCGCCCCCAGCCCCGCGCCCGCGCCGCCCGCGCCCUUGUCCCCCGCGCUCUCGGGCGGGCCCCGGCUCGCCUCGCCCUACGGCUCGCUCCGCCGCCACCCGCCGCCCUGGGCCGCGCCGGCGCACGUGCCGCUCCCCCCGCAGGCCGCCUGGUGGGCCUUCGCGGAGCCCCCUCCCGUGAGCCCCGAGGUGCCUCUCGACCUGCUGGCCUUCCCUGGACCCCGGCCCUCGUUCCGGGGCUCCCGCCGGCGAGGGGCCACCUUCAGCUUCCCCGGGACCUCUCCCCCGGCGUCUCGGAGGCAGGCCUGGCCCCCGCUGCCCUCUCCGCAGCCGUCGCUCCGGAGCCUGCCCGGCCUGGGCUACCGCUCCCCCUUGGGGCCUGCGUCCCCCCAGCCCUCCAUGCGGGCCGGCCCCUUCCAGCCCACCUUCUCGCCCCUGCCCCGCCGCCCCCGAUCGCUGCGGGAGCCCCUGUCCCCGCGCCGCGUCUCCCGGCGGCUGGGCCCCCCGCCGUCGCCCUUUCCCUCUCCUCUGCUGGGCCCCAGCCGGCGUGGCUCGCUCAACCUGCCUUCGCGCUUCCCGCACACGUGGCGCCGCCUCAGCGAGCCGCCCACCCGGGCCGUGAAGCCCAGGGUGCGCCCGCCCUUCCGGAGGUCCCUGGGCCCGCGCUCGUGGCCGGCGGCAGUGGCUGCGGCUGCGGCCGCCGCGGAGCUCCAGGAGAGCCGGCAGGAAUCCGAGGACUCAGAAGUCCCCUGGACAGUGCCCCCUCUGGUCCCCAGCUGGGACGUGGACAUGCCUCCGCCCCAGCGCCCAUCCUCGCCUUGGCCAGGACGGGCAGGCAGCCGCCGGGGCUUCUCCAGGCCACCGCCUAUACCCGAGAACCCCUUUCUCCAGCACCUGGGCCCCGGGCCAUCCCGGGACUCCCCGCUGGAGGACGCAGACCCUGCCGUGACUGGCGUCUUCCUGGGGAGACACCAUGACCCGGGGCCUGGAGAGCUCACCAAAUCGGCCAGCCCCAGCCCUGAGAAGCCCAAAGAAGAGGCCUCCCCGAGGAAUCCCCGGCCACUAGCAGAGCCUGAGCCCCCAAGCCCAGAGCCCCCCCAGAGCUCUCCCCCAGAGCAGAAGGUGCUAAGGCUCAGCCUCUCCCACCCUCUGGCCGCACGCGAUAGGAUGAGGGCCACCUGGCCACCAUGGCGCCGCUGGGGAACACUGCCCAGUGCCCCAGCCCCCUUGAAGCCCACUGGUGCCCCAGGGCCCCUGCCCAGGGCAGGUGAGCGGCACCAGGCAGGUCCUGGGCGUCUUGCUGUUGUCCUGCCUCGGGUACAAAAAUCAAGCUCUUCCCAGCACGCUGGUCCUGCCACCCUGCAGCCCCCCACCCAGCUGACCAAGGACCCAGAACCCAGCCUCAAGCCCAGAGCCUGGAGUCUGCUCUGGGCCUCUCUCUGGCUGCCAGCGGGGACCCACCGGCCCUGGCCACAAGCACCUGCCUGCCCGGCUUCCUGCUGCCUGGGCCCCGAAGCUGCCCUUCUGCCCCACGGGGGCCCCUGGGAAGAGGUUGGCCCCAAAAGCUGGUGGAACAAGAUGCACUCCAUCCGCAACCUGCCGUCCACGCGGUUCCUGGAGCAGCACCGGGAGGACGGUGUGGAGGACAUGACGCAGCUGGAAGACCUCCAGGAGACCACUGUGCUGUCCAACCUCAAGACCAGAUUUGAACGGAACCUCAUUUACACCUACAUCGGCAGCAUCCUGGUGUCGGUGAACCCUUACCGGAUGUUCGGAAUCUACGGGCUGGAGCAGGUGCACCAGUACAGUGGGCGGGCCCUGGGAGAGAACCCCCCGCAUCUCUUUGCAAUUGCAAAUCUCGCCUUCGCCAAAAUGCUCGAUGCCAAACAGAACCAGUGCAUAAUUAUCAGUGGCGAGAGCGGCUCUGGAAAAACUGAGGCCACAAAGCUGAUCCUACGCUACCUGGCCUCCAUAAACCAAAAACGGGGCAUCAUGCAGCAGAUAAAGAUCCUGGAGGCCACACCCCUCUUGGAGUCCUUCGGUAACGCCAAAACUGUGAGGAAUGACAAUUCCAGCCGCUUCGGGAAGUUUGUGGAGAUCUUUCUGGAAGGGGGCGUGAUCUCUGGUGCCAUAACCUCCCAGUACCUGCUCGAGAAGUCCAGGAUUGUGUUUCAGGCCAAAAACGAGAGGAACUACCACAUCUUCUACGAGCUGCUGGCUGGGCUGCCUGCCCAGCUCCGGCAGGCCUUCAGCCUGCAGGAGGCUGAGACCUACUACUACCUGAACCAGGGUGGGAACUGUGAGAUCUCGGGAAAGAGUGACGCAGAUGACUUCCGCCGGCUCCUCGCUGCCAUGGAGGUGCUGGGCUUCAGCGGGGAGGACCAGGACAGCAUCUUCCGCAUCCUGGCCUCCAUCCUGCACCUGGGCAACGUCUACUUUGAGAAGUAUGAGACAGAUGCACAGGAGGUGGCCUCGGUGGUGAGCGCCCGGGAGAUCCAGGCCGUGGCCGAGCUGCUGCAGAUCUCCCCUGAGGGGCUCCAGAAGGCCAUCACCUUCAAAGUGACCGAGACAAUUCGAGAGAAGAUCUUCACCCCCCUGACUGUGGAGAGUGCCGUGGAUGCCAGGGAUGCCAUCGCCAAGGUCUUGUAUGCGCUGCUGUUCGGGUGGCUCAUCACCAGGGUCAACGCGCUGGUAUCCCCCCAGCAGGACGCACUGUCCAUCGCCGUCUUGGACAUCUAUGGCUUCGAGGACCUGAGCUUCAACAGUUUUGAGCAGCUGUGCAUCAACUAUGCGAACGAGAACCUUCAGUACCUUUUCAACAAGAUCAUCUUCCAGGAGGAGCAGGAGGAGUACCUCCGCGAACAGAUCGACUGGCGGGAGGUGGCCUUCGCUGACAAUCAGCCCUGCAUCAACCUCAUCUCGCUGAAGCCCUACGGCAUCCUGCGCAUCCUGGAUGACCAGUGCUGCUUUCCCCAGGCCACAGACCACACAUUUCUGCAAAAGUGCCAUUACCACCAUGGCGCCAACCCGCUCUACUCCAAACCCAAGAUGCCAUUGCCCGAGUUCACCAUCAAGCACUACGCAGGCAAAGUCACCUACCAGGUGCACAAGUUCCUGGACAAGAACCAUGACCAGGUGCGUCAGGACGUGCUGGACCUAUUUGUUCGGAGCCGGACACGGGUGGUGGCCCGCCUCUUCUCCAGCCAUGCCCCCCAGGCUGCCCCUCAGCGCCUGGGCAAGAGCAGCUCCGUCACCCGCCUCCACAAGGCCCACACCGUGGCAGCCCAGUUCCAACAGUCGCUCCUGGAUCUGAUCGAAAAGAUGGAGAGGUGUAACCCCUUGUUCGUGCGCUGCCUGAAGCCCAAUCACAAGAAGGAGCCAGGCCUCUUUGAGGCAGAUGUGGUCAUGGCGCAGCUGCGCUACUCCGGGCUGCUGGAGACCGUGCGGAUCCGCAAGGAGGGCUUCCCGGUGCGGCUGCCUUUCCAGGCGUUCAUCGACAGGUACCGCUGUCUGGUGUCCCUUGAGCACAACCUGCCAGCCAGUGGGGACAUGUGUGUGUCCGUGCUGAGCCGCCUGUGCACAGUCCUGCCAAACAUGUACCGCGUUGGCGUCAGCAAGCUCUUCCUUAAGGAACACCUCCACCAGCUCCUGGAGAGCAUGCGGGAGCACGUCCGGAACCUGGCAGCCCUCACCCUGCAGCGCUGCCUCCGCGGCUUCUUCAUCCAGCGCCGUUUCCGCUCCUUACGCUGCAAGAUCAUUCUGCUGCAAAGCCGAGCCCGAGGCUACCUGGCCAGGCAACGGUAUCAGCAGAUGAGGAAGAGUCUGGUGAAGUUCCGGUCCUUAGUGAACACAUACGUGAGCCACCGGCGCCACCUCAAGCUGAGGGCAGAGCGGAGGCUCCGGGUGGAGGAGGUGCGGCUACGGGAGCAGGAGGAGCUGAGCAAGCGGGAGGUGGUAGCUGUGGGACACCUGGAGGUGCCAGCAGAGCUGGCUGGGCUCUUGCGAGCAGUGGCAGGCCUUAGGCCAGCCCAGAUGCCCCGGGUGGCCCCCGUCCGGACUCCCCGGCUCCAGGCUGAGCCCCGUGUCACACUGCCUCUGGACAUCAACAACUACCCCAUGGCCAAGUUUGUCCGGUGCCACUUCAAGGAGCCUGCCUUCGGGAUGCUGACGGUGCCCCUGAGGGUGCCCCUCACUGGGCUGCCAGUAGAGCACCACGCGGAAGCCGUGAGCAUCUUCAAGCUGGUCCUGCGUUUCAUGGGUGACCCCCACCUGCACGGUGCCCAGGAGCACGUCUUCGGGAACUACAUUGUGCAGAAAGGGCUGGCAGUGCCCGAACUCCGGGAUGAGAUCCUGGCACAACUGGCCAACCAGGUGUGGCGCAACUCCAGGACCCACAAUGCCGAGCGGGGCUGGCUCUUGCUGGCUGCCUGCCUCAGUGGCUUUGCACCUUCCUCGCGCCUCAACAAGUACCUGCUCAAGUUUGUGUCUGAUUACGGGCGGAAUGGCUUCCAGGCCGUGUGUCAGCAUCGCCUCAUGCAGGCCAUGGGCCGGGCCCAGCAGCAGGGCCCUGGGGCUGCCCGCACCUUCCCUCCCACCCAGCUCGAGUGGACAGCAGCACAGGAGAAGGCCAGCAUGGCUUUGGAUGUGGGCUGCUUCAAUGGCGACCAGUUCUCCUGCCCGGUACACUCCUGGAGCACGGGGGAGGAGCUGGCCGGAGACAUCCUGAGGCACAGGGGGCUCACAGACGGCUGGCGGGGCUGGACGGUGGCCAUGAAGCACGGGGCCCAGUGGGCGGAGCUGGCCGGCCACGACUACGUGCUGGACCUGGUGUCAGACCUGGAGCUGCUCAGGGACUUCCCACGGCAGAAGUCCUACUUCGUUGUGGGUGCAGAAGGGCCCGUGGCCGGCAGAGGAGGCCCGAGAGCGGUGUUUGGGAACAGCUGGGACUCAGAUGAGGACACGCCCACUAGGCCCCAACCACAGGGGCACAUGCCCAACGUGGCUGACGCCAAUGGGUACUGCAGCCACCAUGAGGACAGCACAGAUGGGGAGACUGAGGCCCAGAGAGGUACAACAACCCACCCAGGCCUGGACAGCCCUGGAGAGCCUGCUGUGUCCCACAAGGGCCUGGACUGCUACCUGGACAGCCUCUUCGACCCUGUGCUGUCCUGCGGGGAUGCGGACCUGGAGAAGCCGACAGCCAUUGCCUAUCGCAUGAAAGGGGGAGGCCAGCCUGGUGGCGGUGGCAGUAGCAGCACUGAAGACACUCCCAAGAGACCCCCAGAGCCAAAGCCAAUCCCAGGCCUGGACGCCUCCACAUUGGCUCUGCAGCAAGCUUUCAUCCACAAACAGGCCGUGCUGCUGGCCAGAGAGAUGACCCUGCAGGCCAUGGCCCUCCAGCAGCAGCCCCUGAGUCCUGCCCCAAGCCCAUUCCCCCCGGAGAAGCCCCAAGGCCCUGAGGCACGGCCAAAGCUCGCGGGCACUGGACCCCCGGCCAAGCCUGUGCUCCUGCGCUCCACUCCGAAGCCCCUGACCCCCGCCCCUCCAGCCAAGGCCCCCAGGCCCCCCACCAAGCCGGUGGCCGCCCCCAUUCUAGCUCAGGAUCGGUCUUCUCCAGAAACCACUUCGCCCUGCCCCGAGCUGGUCCGGUACUCCACACUCAACUCGGAGCACUUCCCGCAGCCCACGCAGCAGAUCAAGAACAUCGUCAGGCAGUACCAGCAGCCGCCCCAGGGGGGCCAGCCCAAGGCCCUCAGGAAGGACUGCGGGAGGGUGUUCGUGAAGCGGCCAGACCCCCACGAGGAGGCCCUGAUGAUCCUGAAGGGCCAGAUGAGCCACCUGGCGGCAGCACCUGGCACGCAGGUGCCCAGGGAGGCCGUGGCCCUGGUGAAGCCAGUGACCAGUGCUCCAAGGCCAUCCAUGCGACCCACACCAGCGCUGCCCUCGAGGUCCCUGGAGCCGGCCGAGGACACAGUGCAGACACAGCUGCACCGCCUCCCCAACCCCAGUUUCUAUGGCUACCAGGACACCCCCUGGCAGAUCUUCCUGCGCAAAGAGGUGUUUUACCCGAAGGACAGCUACAGCCACCCCGUGCAGCUAGACCUCCUGUUCCGGCAGAUCCUGCAUGACACACUCUCCGAGGCCUGCCUGCGCAUCUCUGAGGACGAGAGGCUCAAGAUGAAGGCUCUAUUUGCCCAGAGCCAGCUGGACACGCAGAGGCCGCUGGUGACGGAGAGCGUGAAGCGGGCCGUGGUCAACACCGCACGCGACAGCUGGGAGGUCUACUUCUCCCGCCUCUUCCCCGCCACGGGCAGCGUGGGCACGGGCGUGCAGAUCCUAGCUGUGUCCCACACAGGCAUCAAGCUCCUGCAGAUGGCCAGGGGCAGCCGGGAGGCCGGAGGGCAGCUGCGUGUCCUGCGCACGUACAGCUUUGCGGACAUCCUGUUUGUGACCAUCCCCUCCCGGAACAUGCUGGAGUUCAACCUGGCCAGCGAGAAGGUCAUCCUCUUCUCAGCCCGCGCCCAGCAGGUCAAGACCCUGGUGGACGACUUCAUCCUGGAGCUGAAGAAGGACUCGGACUACGUGGUUGCUGUGAGGAACUUCCUGCCUGAGGACCCGGCGCUGCUGGCCUUCCACAAGGGCGACAUCAUCCACCUGCAGCCCCCCGAGCCGCCCCGCCCGGGCUACAGUGCCGGCUGUGUCGUCCGCAAGAAGGUGGUGUAUCUGGAGGAGCUGCAGCGGAGAGGCCCUGACUUCGGCUGGCGGCUCGGGACCAUCCACGGGCGCGUGGGACGCUUCCCUUCCGAGCUGGUGCAGCCCGUGGCUGCCCCCGACUUCUUGCAGCUGCCCACGGAGCCCAGCCGGGGUCGUGCCGCCGCCGUGGCCGCCGCCGUGGCCUCCACGGCUGCUGCAUGGGAGGUGGGCCGCAGGAGAGAGGGUUCCCCCAUCAGGACUGUCUCAGCUGAUCGUGGGGAGGACGGGCUGGCUCCCCCACCACGCACGAUGCUGGCGUUUGCCCAGAAGUAUUUCCGAGACCCUCAGAGGAGACCCCAGGACGGCUUCAGGCUCAAAUCCAAGGAGGGCCGGGAGUCCAGAACCUUGGAGGACAUGCUUUGCUUCACCAAGAGCCCGCUCCAGGAAUCCCUCAUCGAGCUCAGCGACGCCAGCCUCAGCAAGAUGGCCACCGACAUGUUCCUAGCCGUGAUGCGGUUCAUGGGGGACGCCCCGCUGAAGGGCCAGCGAGAACGGGAUGUGCUCUGCACCCUCCUGAAGCUGUGCGCCGAGCAGGAGGCCCUGCGGGACGAGUGCUACUGCCAGGUGGUGAAGCAGCUCACAGACCGCGCCAGCAGCGACCAGGACAGCUGCCAGCGGGGCUGGAGGCUGCUGUACAUCCUGACCGCCUACCACAGCUGCUCAGAGGUCCUCCGGCCACCCCUCGUCCACUUCCUCCAGGACGUGAGCCAGAGCCCAGGCCUGCCCUUCCAGGGAAUCGCCAAGGCCUGUGAGCAAAACCUGCAGAAAACGCUGCGCUUCGGCGGCCGUCUGGAGCUGCCCAGCAGCAUGGAGCUCCGGGCCCUGUUGGCGGGUCGCAGUUCCAAGAGGCAACUCUUUUUCCUCCCUGGAGGCCUUGAACGCCAUCUCAAAAUCAAAACGUGCACCGUGGCCCUGGACGUGGUGAAGGAGAUCUGUGCUGAGAUGGCUUUGACACGCCCUGAGGCCUUCGAUGAGUACGUCAUCUUUCUUGUCACCAACCGAGGCCAGCACGUGUGCCCACUCAGCCGCUGCACCUACAUCCUGGACGUGGCCUCGGAGAUGGAGCAGGUGGAGAGCAGCUACAUGCUCUGGUUCCGGCGUGUUCUCUGGGACCAGCCACUUAAGUUUGAGAAUGAGCUGUAUGUGACCAUGCACUACAACCAGGUCCUGCCCGACUACCUGAAGGGCCUCUUCAGCAGCGUGCCGGCCGGCCAGCCCCGCGAGCAGCAGCUGCAGCAGGUGUCCAAGCUGGCUUCCCUGCAGCACCGGGCCAAGGACCUCUUCUGCCUGCCCAGCAUGCGGGAGGUCCAGCAGUACAUCCCGGCUCAGCUCUUCCACUCCACGGCCGGCGCCGCCUGGCUCAGCCUGGUCAGCCAGCACCGGCAGCAGACACAGGCGCUCAGCCCCCACCAGGCCCGUGCCCAGUUUCUGGGCCUCCUCAGCGCCUCCCCCAUGUUUGGCUCCUCCUUCUUCUUCAUCCAGAGCUGCAGCAACCUUGCUGUGCCGGCCCCCAGCAUCCUCGCCGUCAACCAGAAUGGCCUCAACUUCCUCAGCCCUGAGACCCACGAGCUGAUGGUGAAGUUCCCCCUGAAGGAGAUCCAGUCAACGUGGACCCAGCGGCCCACAGCCAGCUCCAGCUACCCCUACGUGGAGAUGGUGCUGGGGGACGUGGCCGCCCGGUGCACCAUGCAGCUGCAGCUGGAGCAGGGCCUGGAACUGUGCCGAGUGGUGGCUGUGCACGUGGAGAACCUGCUCAGUGCCCGGGAGAAGCAGCUCACGCUGCCCCCCAGCGAGAUCACGCUGCUCUGACCCCGAGGCAGCCCUGCAGCUGCACUGCCGCAGGCUCGCUCUGGCCCCGGGGCAGUUCCUGGGCCUCUCCGUGCCGCUGACCUCCACAAGGCCCAGAACUUAGGGGAGACCAAAACAUGGGAGGAGGAAUGACCCAAGUCCCCAGGAGCCCAAGACCUAGCCAGAGGUGGAAUGGAGUCGAGACAUGCAAUCUUGAGUCAGAAAGCAGGACUCCCCCCGAAGGCUGCCCGUGGGCCUCCUGCCAUGUACACGGUGGGCCCUGGCCCCGAUCCCACCUGUGGCCGGGAAGCCCCAAACCAGUGGCCUGGAUGAACUGGACUUUGCCUUUGGUUUGAUGGGUCUGAUGCUCAAACCCGCUCCACUUCUCAACCUCUCACAUGUCCUCCUUGGGUGCCCCCGUACCGCCGCUCAGCUUGGACUCAUGACCCUUGGUCAUUUCUGUACAAAUAAAAGGUGCACCUGGCAGCCAGUCCUCCAUGGUUGCUGAGUGGCUGGAAAACAAACCUGAGGGAGGAAGCAGGAGCUGGAGGCCUAGCUGUGCCCCUGACUGCCCAUGAACAGAACUUCCAGCAGACACAUCUUUACCUCUCCUUGAGACCGCUGUGCCCCCACUCCUUGGGUGACCCCAACCCCAGGCCCCCAUCACUGGUUGGGCCACAUAAGGUUCAAGAGUGGUAUAGUGGAGAAAGAAGCUCCAUGUUAGGGGCUGGGGAGGGAGAAGUCUGGGAGCUUCCCAAGGAAUAGGACUUUGUUAUUGGGUUUUGAAGGAUGAAUAGGAGUUUGCUAGGGUUAGAUGGAGCAGAGGGGAGUGAACAUUCCAGAGAAAAUGGUGUUUGUUCCCCACUAUAUCCCCAGAGCCUAGGUAGGACAAUGCCUAACACAAAUUGGGCACUUAAAAAAUACUGGUCACGUGAAUAAAAUAACAAAUGAAUAUUAAUGGAAAGUGCUGGUGCUUUGGGGAACCUGGGGGUGGGAGGGGAACAGCAGACUUGGGAGAGGAAGUCUGAAUAGGUAUGUGGGGGCAUAAUUGGCUAAAGCCACGGGGUCAGAGGAAAGAUUUAUUUACUUAUGCAUUACCUAUUAAGCACCUACUGUGUACUCUGCAAAUGCGAGGUACCGGAAGCUGCUCAUAGUUAAAGUAUAGAGCAAGACAAGACCGUAAAUGAGAAUUUGCUGGGUGACGAGGGGAGGAAACAGCAUGUGCAGAAACCCUGAAGUAGAGAUUCCUAGGGGGUGGACAUUGCUAGUGGCAGGACUUGAGACUGGAGGCUCACAGGGUGGUUUGGGUAAGGCUUUGCAGACUAUGUGGGAUUUUAUCCCAAAAGCCAUGAGGAGCCUUCAAAGUUUUUUCAAUGGAGGGGUGGCAAUCUGCUUAGACUGUAUUCUGAGAAGGUCAUUCUGAUCACAAAGCAGAGUGCAUGUAGGAGGCAGGGAGACCAGAGGGGAGGCUGCUGCAAUGUCAACUGGGAGACGCUGUGGUGUGGACAGUGGUGGUGGUGGUGGUGACAGGGCUAGGCAGAAGUUAAGUUGGGAGAGAUUUAGGUCCAAUGGGAAGGACUGAGGGAUCAAUCAGACCAUCCUGAGGCAGGGAUGUCCCACUUUCACCAACGCCUUAGGUUGGUUUCCUUCAGAAGCAGCCCCAAGAUAAAGAGCCCACAAAGAGCUACCUCUACACCAGCCGUGGGCAAACUACUGAUCCGGCCCGUUUGAAAUGAAUAAAACUAAAAAAAAAAAGACCGUACCCUUUUAUGUAAUGAUGUUUACUUUGAAUUUAUAUUAGUUCAC